This is a messenger RNA of Lagenorhynchus albirostris (white-beaked dolphin), 959 nucleotides long. Its product is annotated as GTP-binding nuclear protein Ran-like. The record is from RefSeq and is a predicted model, not a curated record. The transcript has a single exon. NCBI's taxonomy places the organism in Eukaryota, Metazoa, Chordata, Mammalia, Artiodactyla, Delphinidae. Gene Ontology annotation, biological process: ribosomal subunit export from nucleus; protein import into nucleus. Bases 29 to 679 code for a protein of 216 amino acids. Gene Ontology annotation, cellular component: nucleus; cytoplasm. Gene Ontology annotation, molecular function: GTP binding; GTPase activity.
GCUCGGAGACGCUUCUGGAAGCAUCGCGAUGGCUGCGCAAGGACAGCCCCAAGUGCAGUUCAAGCUCGUAUUGGUUGGUGACGGCGGUACUGGGAAAACUACAUUUGUGAAACGCCAUCUGACUGGUGAAUUUGAGAAGAAGUAUGUAGCCACCUUGGGCGUUGAGGUCCAUCCCCUUGUGUUCCAUACCAACAGAGGACCCAUUAAGUUCAACGUAUGGGAUACAGCUGGCCAGGAGAAAUUUGGUGGACUGAGAGAUGGCUAUUACAUCCAAGCCCAGUGUGCUAUCAUAAUGUUUGAUGUAACAUCGAGGGUUACUUACAAGAACGUGCCCAACUGGCAUAGAGAUCUGGUACGCGUGUGUGAGAACAUCCCCAUCGUGCUGUGUGGCAACAAAGUGGAUAUUAAGGACAGAAAGGUUAAGGCAAAGUCGAUUGUCUUCCACCGAAAGAAGAAUCUUCAGUACUAUGACAUCUCCGCCAAAAGUAACUACAAUUUUGAAAAGCCCUUCCUCUGGCUUGCUAGAAAACUGAUCGGAGACCCUAACUUGGAGUUCGUCGCCAUGCCUGCUCUCGCCCCGCCAGAGGUGGUCAUGGACCCAGCGUUGGCAGCGCAGUACGAGCACGAUCUAGAGGUUGCUCAGACAACUGCCCUCCCGGAUGAAGAUGAUGACCUGUGAGAAAAGUGAAGCUGGAGCCCAGCGUCAGAAGUCUAGUUUUAUAGGCAACUGUCCUGUGAUGUCAGUGGUGCAGCGUGUUUGCCACUUUAUUAUAUAGCUAAGCAGAACAUGUGCUUAAUGUUUGGUAUGCUGAAGGAGAUGAAUGGGCUUUGGAGUGAAUGUGGCAGUUAAAAAAAAAAAAAAACUUCAUUUUUUUGGACCUGCAUAUUUAGGUGUUUUGGAACACAGUUCUUUCCUCCUUAAGUUUCAAAUAUAAGACUGCUACAGUCACAUCACAAUA